AUGGAAUUUUAUAUUCCAAAACACAUUGACCUGAAAUAUGAUGAACUCGUGGUUGCGUGUUAUACGUUUGGAAAAGGUCUCCCGCUAGAUGAAAUGUUGGUUCACACUACUGAAAUUACAGGUCAUCGAAAGGCGUUCUUGAGCCUUUGUCCAGGGAAUGUGAUAACAGAUGAGGUGUUGACGAUGGUUUGCAGCUAUUUAAGUCACAAGCAAUUGCUGGAGGACAAUGCGGAAUUGAGUUUUUUGCCACCAGAUUUUUCGGCAUCUUUGUUGGCUGGACAUCUAACCCCUGAAAAAGCAUUGGACAAGUACCAAUUUUCGUUCCUACAGAGUUCACGUAAGAGUAAAAAGGUUUUUAUCCCCUUGAAGGAUGAAUGUGACUGGUAUUUGUUGGUUGUCGAUAUGAAAUCCAAAGAAACAGUGAUUUUAGAACCAUAUUUCCUAGAAGAUCGCAUAGCUAUUCAUGAAGAAGCUGUAACAGCAGUGAUGAAACUUUUGGAUAACUUAGCUCCUCUUCUGUGCUCAGUGGAUGGACAAAUCCUUAAAAUUUCAUAUUUUGACAUUAUCAAACCUUAUGGAGAACCCUAUGCAGAUGUUCCACAAGAUUCUGGAGUGUGGGUCUGCCAAUGGAUGUUGCGGGUGAGCUGUUUGACACUUAUGAUGUUCCGUACGUGGAUGAAGGACUUCGAAUGA
This is a messenger RNA of Linum trigynum, 693 nucleotides long. Lineage: Eukaryota; Viridiplantae; Streptophyta; Magnoliopsida; Malpighiales; Linaceae. The record is from the annotation of a GenBank genome assembly.